AUGUCUACUUGCUCAGAGGCCGGUGAAACAUGCGGUCGACGAUAUGCCUCUGAUGCGACGCUGCUGCUGGUGGGAUUCUUUGGGGCUGGCAAGAAGACGCUGGGCAUCAUCGCCUCAGUCGCUCUGCGUCGACGCUUUAUUGACUUUGGCGCCUUCUUUCAACAAGAGCUUCACUCCUUGCCCCAGGAAUACGUUGCAGAACAUGGGCUAGCACGAUAUCGCGAAGUCGAACUCGAAUUGACCCGGGAUUUGUUCAUGAAAUGCAGCAAAGGGUGCGUGAUUGUCGGCUUGGGAUGGAUGGCCAGUCGCUCGCAACAGAUGCUGUUACGAGAAUUCGCCAGAGAACACCCCGUCGUCUAUGUGAGACGAGACAAAGCAGACCUUCGACAGCUGCUUACCACCAGUCAGGACAAGUUCGACCGAAUUUUCGACGUGGGCAAUACAUUCUUCGAGGCGUGCUCCAACUUCGAUUUCUUCAACCGCACGCAGGAGGCGACAGACCCCGCGUACUUGAAGCUGAAAGAGACCGAGCGCAUCUUUGUGCGAUUUCUGCACCACAUAUUUGGCCGUGUUCAUCGGCCCCUCGCUUCUGCGGAGCCAUUCUCUGCAUCACAUACAUAUGCCCUACAAGUACCAGUAACUUGGCUCGAGUUUUCUGAGGAUUACGAGGCACUAGAGACGGGAGCAGAUGUGAUCAAUCUUAUUCUCGAUCUGGAAGUGCUUCCCAAAGAUGGACUGGCAGAUAGAAUUGCACGGCACAUGGCCACGAUUAGGAAACAUGCUCGAGCUCCGAUCCUCGUCGAAGUCAGUGUUUCCCCGACAGACUCUAGAUACCAUGAACUACUGGAAAUGCUUCUUCGACUGGCACCAGAUGCUCUUAGUUGCUCUCUUUCCGCUGGCGAUGACUUCAUUCAAAAGCUGAAUGCUAUCAAAGGUCAUACCAAGACCAUGGCCAUUACUCACCAACCGACACCGUUGACGGGAAAUUGUACAUCUCGGGGUCUCUCUAUCCUCCAAAAGACACAGGAUCUAGGCUUCGAAGCUCUUCGAAUUACGGGAGAGUCAAAGUCCCUUGGAGACAAUCUUCCUUGUGUGUCUUUUCUUCAAAGUCUGACCGAGGUCUCCACAAUCCCAGUCAUUGCGUAUAACACUGGACCACUAGGAUAUAACUCCGUCUGUUUGAAUCCCAUCUUGUCGCCUGCAGUACUUCCUUAUAUGGAAUCUUCAGGGAUCACGGUAAAGCAAGCACAACAAGCUAUGACAUCCUGCUUUCUCGUCACUAAGAGGAUAUUAUUCACCAUCAUUGGCCAAAAUGUAACUCAUACCCUGUCUCCACCCAUGCAUAAUGCCGCCUAUGCUGCGUGUGGCCUGCCAUACGUACACGGCGUCUUGAAAACAGAGGAUAUAUCUGAUUUUCACCGUCUACUAGGGGACGAAAAACAUGGUGGCCUGGCUGUUUCACUUCCCUACAAAACUGCAGUUUUGCCUUUUCUCGACGAAAUCAGCCCAGACGCCAAGGAUAUCCAUGCCAUCAACACAGUACUCGUCGAGCAGAGUCAAAAAAACGGAGCCACCAUCUUGAAAGGAUACAAUACCGACUAUAUUGGAAUUAAAGACGGCAUCGAAAAGAAUCUCUCUCCAGCAAAUGCCAUCCGCGAUGGAACAACAGCUUUGGUUGUCGGGGCGGGAGGAAUGGCUCACGCAGCUAUAUAUGCCUGCUACCAGUUGGGAGUUCAUCGUAUCUGCGUCUAUAAUCGCACGCUCGAGAAUGCACACAAGAUUGCCAAAUACUAUAAUGAAUGGGCCGAAUCAAAACAUGAAACGAAUUUACAUGUUUUUGUACUCGGUUCGAAGGAAGAUCCCUGGCCGGCACAGCUUCGCUUGCCAACCAUUGUCAUCGCUUGCAUUCCUACUCUCCAAGUAGGCACGGAAUUGCCUGUGACAUUCACCCUACCUGAGCACUGGCUACAAAGCAAAACGGGCGGAGUUUUCGUAGAGUCUGCUUAUGGGCUACCAGAAACACCAAUUAUGAAGAUGAUGCGCCAGAGAACAUCCAAAGGUUGGGUAGUUGUUUCUGGACUGACUGUGUUAAUUGAGCAGGGCAUCGCCCAGUAUGAGCUUUUCACUAAACGACCGGCCCCAGUGCAUGUUAUGAAACGUGCUCUUGAGGCAGCUCAUCUUGCCUCUGCUUCUAAUAUGAGAUAA
Messenger RNA from Aspergillus wentii DTO 134E9, 2205 nucleotides. RefSeq names its product putative pentafunctional AROM polypeptide. The coding region runs from base 1 to 2205 and encodes 734 amino acids. Gene Ontology annotation, biological process: shikimate metabolic process; chorismate biosynthetic process. The record is from RefSeq and is a predicted model, not a curated record. NCBI's taxonomy places the organism in Eukaryota, Fungi, Ascomycota, Eurotiomycetes, Eurotiales, Aspergillaceae. The transcript has 2 exons. Gene Ontology annotation, molecular function: shikimate 3-dehydrogenase (NADP+) activity; 3-dehydroquinate dehydratase activity.